Messenger RNA from Corythoichthys intestinalis (scribbled pipefish), 1176 nucleotides. Its product is annotated as major histocompatibility complex class I-related gene protein-like. The transcript has 5 exons. Gene Ontology annotation, cellular component: external side of plasma membrane. Gene Ontology annotation, biological process: immune response. The coding region runs from base 1 to 1176 and encodes 391 amino acids. Lineage: Eukaryota; Metazoa; Chordata; Actinopteri; Syngnathiformes; Syngnathidae. The record is from RefSeq and is a predicted model, not a curated record.
AUGCCAGAGUAUUUGAGUGUGGGUUAUGUUGACGGCGUUCCCAUUUCACACUACGACAGCGAUAGCGGGAAAGCAAAAGCCAAACAGGAAUGGAUGAACAAAAUCACGGCCGAGGAGCCACGCUACUGGGAGAGACAGACACAGAUCAAUAUUGGUAAUCAUGAGAGAGAGAAAGUCGGCAUUCAUCGUCUUCAAGAGCGCUUCAACCAAACGGGAGGUUUGUGGUGGUUCCAGUUUGGAGCAUUUCAUCCGGCCGGACGCUGGCUUCUCACCUGGCGUGCCUUUCUCUCAGGUCUUCACAUGAUCCAGCGCAUGGGUGGCUGCCAAUGGGACGAUAAGACCGACCAGGUGGAUGGUUGGUAUUACGACAGUUACGACGGAGAAGACUUCAUAUGGUUUGAUUUGAAGGGACUGAGAUGGAUCGCCGUCCAGCCGCGAGCUGUCGUCACCAAACACAAGUGGGACCGAGAUGAGGGCUAUAAUGACUACUUGAAGUAUUACCUGACUGUGGAAUGUCCAUUUUACUUGAAGAAGUACGUGAGCUUCGGGAGGGACGUCCUGAUGAGAACAGAACUCCCGCGGGUGUCCCUGCUGCAGAAGACGGCGGGCUCGCCGGUCACCUGCCACGCCACCGGUUUCUACCCCAGGGCGGCCGUCCUCUUCUGGAGGAAAGACGGCCAGCAUCUGGACGAGAACGUGGAAAUGGACGAGAUCCUCCCCAACCACGACGGGACCUUCCAGACCGGCGCUCGCCUCCUCGCGGUGGACGAAGGCGCUCGCUACGAGUGCGUCUUCCAGCUGGACGGCGUCCCGGAGGGCGUGGUCACCCCGCUGGACCUCGCCGAGGUGUUGAGCAACGAGCGCAUAGAAGCGCGAGAAAGGAGGAAGAUGACGCUGGCUGUCGCCGUCCCCUUGGCCCUUCUCUUUCUGUUCGUCGCCAUCGCCGUCAUUGUCGUCAAGCGCAAACGAGCCAAAUACACGCCAGCUCCUACCCGCGCCGAUUCAGAGACCGCUUCCUCUCGGACCGAUUCUCCCAAGGCGGCUUCUUCCGAGACGGAUUCCCUCGGAGUCGCUUUGUCUGAGACCGACACCACCGAGGCCGCUUCUCCCGACAAACAUUGUCACCGAGAGACCUCUAGAGGGUGCUUUAGGAGGAAUUUGAGGGCUUCCAUCUAA